AUGGAAAAAUCAUUAACUGAAUGGCUCGAACUUUUUCAAAAAUCGAAUAAACUUCCAUAUGAUCCUGUCAAUGAUAUGAAAGGUAUUUUCGAAAAUGAACAAAUGCCGAAGCGCGUUCAUAGCGCUAGUGAUCGUGAUGAUGAUACUGAAUCAACUAGUAAUCAAAGUGCACCAAAACGUACUCGAAAAACUAAUGAUGAUCGUGAAAUUAAUGAUCUUUGCCAAGAAUUAUAUGAUUCCAUAAGAUCCUAUAAAUCUGAAGACGGUAGAGUUAUUUGUGAAACUUUUAUUCGUUUACCAAGCAAAAGAACACAUUCGGAUUAUUAUACAUUAAUAAAACAACCAAUUGAUUUAAUUCGUAUUCAACAAAAAAUUCGUACAGAUGAAUAUCAAACAUUUGAACAAUUUAAUGAUGAUAUACAAUUACUUUUAACAAAUGCAAAAACUUUUUAUCGAAAAAAUUCCAAUGAAUGGCGUGAUGCAAAUGAUCUAUCAAAAUACUUUUAUUCCAAAAUCAAUGAUGAACAACCAAAUCGAAAACGUAUAUUAAAAAAAAACAAUGAAAUUGAUAAUGAAGAAUUAUCUAUUGAUAAAAAACGACGUUUACAACAACCAUCAAAUGAAUUGAUAACAAAUGGUACAAGCAUAAAAAUUGAAUCCAAUAAUAAUCUUUCCAUUGAUCCAUAUUAUUUUGAAGAAUUUUUUACUGCUAUUUAUAAUGCUAAUAUCAAUGAACGUGCUAUGUCAGAAAUAUUUUUAUUUUUGCCUUCAAGAAAACUUUAUCCAGAUUAUUAUCUAAUUGUUACUAAUCCAAUUGAUUUAAAAUUAAUAGCAAUGAAAAUACAAAAUAAUCAAUAUUUAACAUUAGAUGAUAUGGAAAAUGAUUUAUUAUUAAUGAUAUCCAAUGCAAAGAAAUACAAUGAUCCGAAAUCACAAAUUUAUAAAGAUGCAGGUGCAUUAAGAAAGAUGAUUAUAAAUGUACGAAAUGAACUUGAUUCAGCAUUAAAAUCAACAAAAAAUGAUCGAUUAAGAACACGUAAACGUGAUGUUGUUCUAUCAUCUGAAAUUGCAAAUACGGAUUAUCCAGAAGAACCAAAUGAUGAAGAUAUUAUUCCUAUAAAAUCAAAUGAUGAUGCAGCUGAUUCGGAUACAAGUUCACUUGGUGAAGAAGAAGAUUUAUUUCGCAUUUUAUAUAAUGCUGUUCAAACUUAUAAACUUGGUGCUCAAAGUCUUAUUGAUCCAUUUAUGAAAUUACCUAAGAAAAGAUUUCAUCAAGAUUAUUAUGAAGAAAUAAAACAACCAAUUUCUAUGUCAUCAAUUAAAAAUCAUAUUAAAAAAGGAGAAUAUACUUAUUUAGCAGAUCUUGUUGAUGAUCUGAAAUUAAUGUUUAAUAAUGCUAUGCAAUAUAAUCAGGAAGGAUCACUCAUAUAUAAUAGUGCAAAAAAAUUACUGGAUAUUGCUCUUUUCAAAGCUCAUGAACUUGGAUACGAUGAACAUAAACCACGAGUACAAGAAGUUCGUCUUAAUUCUUCAAUCAUUCCAAUUAAAGAAGAACAGUUCGAAUUAUCACCAAAUCCGCAAGUACAACCACGAAAUCGUUCUUCCCCUGUUGUUGAAUUGCCAAAUUCUCAACGAGGUCGUCCUUCAAAAAAACUUCUAAAAAAUACCGAACAAAAUAUUCAAACACUCUAUUCCUAUAUUCGAGAUUAUCAGGAAAAUGAUAAUGAUUUAAUAAUUCCAUUUUUACAAUUGCCAUCUGCUAUUGACUAUCCUGAUUAUUAUGAAUCCAUUGAAAAUCCUAUUGAUAUGUCAAUAAUAAAAGAUAAAAUGGAUAAAGGACAAUAUAAACGUGAACAAGAUAUUGUCGAUGAUUUCAAUCGUAUGUUUAAUAAUGCAAAAAUCUAUAAUGUUGAUGAAUCGUAUAUAUAUAAAAAUGCUUGUCUUCUCGAACAAUUAUUAAUUGAUAAAUAUAAAGUUUUAAUGAAAAUGAAAGAAAAAUUGAUAAAAAAUUUAAAUGCUAAUCGAAUAUCAAAUCAAGGAAUAACAAAAAAAUCAUCAAAUCUUCCAUCAUAUAAAACAUUAAAUAAUAUAAUUCAAAUAAUCAAAAAUUAUUCAGAUCAUCAUGGACGAACAUUAUCUACAGCAUUUUUAGCUUUACCAUCGAAAAUUGAUUAUCCAGAUUAUUAUGAAAUAAUUCAACGACCCAUUGAUCUUAAACGUAUUGAAUCACGUCAAUAUAUAUCAAUUAAUGAAUUAUCUAAUGAUUUACAAUUGAUGUUUGAUAAUGCAUGUUUAUAUAAUGAACCAGGUUCAACAAUUUAUCGAGAUGCACUUUCACUUCAAAAUGUUUUCCUUAAUCAAAGAAAAAAAUUCCUCAAUACACAAUUAAAUGUACAAAGUUUAAUUCAAGAUUUGCUAUGGGAUUUGUUUAUACAAACAUUUAAUGCUGAAGAUUCACAAGGUCGUUUUUAUACGGAUUCAUUUACUGAUUUUUCUGAACAAGUUGAAAAUGAACCAUUUGAUAUUGUAUAUACAUUUGAUCUGAUUAAACAAAAUCUCAAUCAGCGACGAUAUCAUCGAUUAGAUGUUUUUCAAGAUGAUUUAUUUCGAGUAUUUGAACGUGCUCGAAAAUUGAAUAAUAUUGAUUCUCAAAUCUAUCAAGAUACAAUUCAAUUACAAAGAUUUUAUAUACGUUUACGUGAUGAUAUAUGUAAUCAUGGAAAUCUUCUUCGAUCACCGGCACUUUUGUUUACUGAAAAUUGUUUACAACAAGAACUUGCUCGUGAACGAACAGAAAAAGAUACAGUAGUUAGUAAUAAUCAGAACAGUAUAUCAACAGCUAAGUCAUCAGAUGAUGAUGAUGAAAAAAAAGAUUUACCUAUAAAAACUUUAUCAUCAACUGAAAAAAGUUCGUGUUCUAAAGGUGAAAUAUAUUAUAUUGGUGAUUUUGUUUAUAUUGAGUCAAUUGAUGAAAAAAGUGAAACAACUAUAUUUUGUAUUGAAUCAUUUGAACAUAAAGACGAUGAAGAUUAUUUUAAUGGUUUACAAUUUUAUCGUCCGAUUGAAACUUAUCAUUUACCAACAAAAAAAUUUCUUCGUCAAGAAGUUUUUUUAACACAAACCAUGAAACAUAUACCAAUGAAUAAAAUUCAAGGUUUAUGUCAUGUUUUAUAUAUAAAAGAUUAUUUUAAAUAUCAACCUAUUUUUGAUAAUCAAUCAAUAAAAAUUCCCGAUCUUGAUAAAGAUAUUUAUGUAUGUGAAUCACGUUAUAAUAUUAAAACAAAAAUUGUAAAAAAAAUUAAAUGGUGGAAUUUACCUGAAAAUAAACGUGUUAAAUUAAUUCCAAGAGAAACUAUACUCGAACCAAUACGUGAACAAUUAACAAUGAUGAAUAAUAAUAUUUUACAUCGUCAUUCAAUAAGUGAUAAUGAAUAUAAUAAUAUGGAUCCUAUUGAAAAAAUUAAAGAAACAAUUCCAUAUGAUUCAGUAAUUAAUGAAAAAUUAAAUGAAAAUUUACAAGAAAAACAACAAUUUUAUGAACAAAUUGUUAUUUCAUUGAAUUGUUAUUAUAAAAUAGGAGAUUAUGUUUAUAUUCAAGACAAUAGUAAUAUUAAUAAUCAAUCAGAUAAAAAAUCCAUUCUACGAAUUGAUAAAAUUUGGAAAGAUAAAAAUUCAUAUAUUAUAAGUGGACCACCUUUUAUUGGACUAUGUGAUAUAACUAAUCGAGAUCAAUUAAUAACAACAACCAAAUCAUCUUAUGCACGAGAAGUUUUUAAAUGUGAUAAUUUAUAUAAACAAAUUUCUAUUGAGAAUAUUAAAGGCAAAUGUUCAGUACUUUCACUUAAACAUUAUACUACUUAUCGAGUAACUGAAAUUCCUGAAAAUGAUGUUUAUGUAUGUGAAUCAAAAUAUAUUGCUGAUGAUCAUAGUCUUCGAUCGUUAACAAAAGGAUUAAAAAUAAAACCAAAGGAAACUCCUGGUGGCCCGUUCAAAUUGGUCGAAGAUGGUUCGUUUAUGGACGUGGAUGAUCAAACAAAUAGCAAUCAUGCCAGUAACGUCGAUGGAGACGAACAUCAAUCGAAUCAUUUGAACUUUGAAACGGCCAACAGUAGUACACCUACUAAUAAUACAACUACUAUUACUACUACUACUACUAACAAUACAUCAGUAACAACUCCUAAUAAAAAUAAUAAUAGUCGAAAAAAUAGUCGACGUGGAUCAUCAGCUCGUGCACCUUGUGGGUAUCUUGUAUUUGCAAGUGAAUCACGAAAACGUCUUAUUAAAGAUAAUCCGGGCAUUCCAUUCGGUGAAAUGAGUCGAAUGAUUGGUGAUCAGUGGCGACGAUUGACCGCAACUGAACGUGAUAAAUAUGAAGAAAAAGCGCGUGAACGAGCAAGAGAGCAAGAGGUGGCAGUUGCAGCAUCUUCACAAGUAACGAAUAAUAAUAAUAAUAACAAUAAUAUUAUAACAACAGCAACAACAACACCAUCAACAACAACAAAUUACGAUUCACACAAUAUGCCAGUUAUUAAUCCACCACGAUUAGUGAAUGGUAGUGUUACAAUUAAUGGACAUUAUCCAACAAAUCCUAAUAUACCAAAUGUUCAUCAAAUGAAUGGAAAUAUUCAGACAAUACAAAAACCACCAGCAACUUCAAUUGUUACUUGUCCACCUCGAACACAACGACUUGUUCAUUCAGAAGCUUAUUUAAGAUAUAUUGAAAAUUUAAAGCCUGAUAAUCAAUUUAUAUCAGAUUGGCCAAAACAAUUAAAAGCUUCAAUGAAUAAUACAGCAAAUUCAAGUAACGGAACGAAUACAUCACGAACAUUACCAUCGAAUUGGUUUUCAAAUGGUAGUCCCGGUCUUUAUAAUAAUGUUCAUGAAGCAUUAUGGUCAAUGAGAGAUAAUAUGUGGUCAGACGUUAUUCGAAUUCGAAAUGUACUUUCAGAUGAAUGGUAA
Messenger RNA from Adineta steineri, 4959 nucleotides. NCBI's taxonomy places the organism in Eukaryota, Metazoa, Rotifera, Eurotatoria, Adinetida, Adinetidae. The record is from the annotation of a GenBank genome assembly.